Coturnix japonica (Japanese quail) is the source of this 1555-nucleotide messenger RNA. RefSeq names its product RNA 5'-monophosphate methyltransferase. Gene Ontology annotation, biological process: negative regulation of pre-miRNA processing. Gene Ontology annotation, molecular function: RNA methyltransferase activity; O-methyltransferase activity. Lineage: Eukaryota; Metazoa; Chordata; Aves; Galliformes; Phasianidae. The record is from RefSeq and is a predicted model, not a curated record. Gene Ontology annotation, cellular component: cytoplasm.
GUGAGUGCGGGCUGCAUAGACUUUAAUAAAGCUUCUCCCAUAGGAGGAGCUGCAGCCCAUGAUCUGGGAUGAUCUGGGAGGUCUUUUCGAGCUCUCACGAUUACACAAUUCAAUGUUCCCAUCACCCUCACAGCAAACCUCCCAUCCAACCCCGGGAACCUUCCUCCUGCGGAACCUUUCCCCCCGCUCUUUGUUCCCUCCCGACGUCACACAACCACAGGACAACAUGGCGGCGCCCAGGAAGGAGGAGGGUCGUGCUUUGGAGCCCGGUGCUGCUCCUUACGGGAACUUCCCCCAUUACUCCCGUUUCCACCCCCCCGAGGGUCGCCUUUCCCUCCUGCCCGGUGGGCUCCUGAGGCGGCUGUUCCCCUCUGACCACCGCCCGCUGCUGGGCCUCGACGUGGGCUGCAACUCCGGGGAGCUAAGUGUGGCUCUAUACCGGCAUCUGCUUGGCCUUCAGGAGGGCAAAGGCAGCCCGGAGCAGCCUGCAGAUAGGAGGGAUCUGCACCUUCUGUGCUGUGACAUUGAUCCGGUGCUGAUUGAGAGGGCUCAGCAGAGCAGCCCCUUCCCUAACUCCAUAUCCUUUGCCAACCUGGACAUCAUGGACUCCAACACCAGAGAGCCAUUCCUCAGCUCCUACCUGAGCCGUUUUGGCCGCUCCACUUUUGACAUCAGCUUUUGCAUGUCUGUGACCAUGUGGAUCCACCUGAACCAUGGGGACAGAGGCCUGGUGGAGUUCCUGGCCUUCUUGUCCUCUCUGUGCAGGUACCUGCUGAUUGAACCCCAGCCCUGGAAGUGCUACCGAGCAGCUGCCCGCCGCCUGCGGAAGCUGGGCAGGAAUGACUUCGAUCACUUCCGAUCUCUUGCCAUCAAAGGGGAUAUGGCAGAGAGGAUCACACAGAUCUUAACAAGGGACUGCACCAUGGAGCUGGUGUGCUGCUUUGGAAACACCAGCUGGGACAGAAGCCUCUUGCUUUUUAAAUCCAAUGGCUUAAAUCACGAGGGUGGGGAGACUUCAGAACAGCAGCAGUGACUGACAAAGGGCUUUGUGUGCUCCUGGGUUUGUAGGCAAGUUACAGAGUCAGAUGCAGGAAUUCCUACAUCCCUACUGGGGUCAGACCUUCACCUCCAUAGGGAGUUUAAGCCAACUAAUAUCUGUGCAUUGUUGUGUUUGUCUGACCCAUCUUGUGGGUUCUGAGGUUGCUGUUUCUAGAAGGUGCAUUUGAAAUCCAAGCUACGUGUGAUUUCUUUCUAUACCAAGAAUGUUCCCUGCAAGAAGGGAGAACAUGCCUUUUUGUUUUUGGCCACAAAGCCUUUCUAGGAAAGGGAAGGCAAAACCAUUUCUACCGACUCAUGUGAUGCAGUUUGUUCUGCUUCUUGUCAUGUUUUCUACAUAGAAAGCUUAAGGGAAACACUCAGCCUGCUUUACCAGCCAUGAGUAAGUUGGGUCAUUGCAGAAUGUGUCUGGCUGGGCACUGAAGCAUGUAACAAAGUGAGAGCUCUUUGUAACAGUAUCCUUAAAAUAGAAUAAAAGUAAUAUAAUUUUAUCAGUAAA